GUCCGUCGUUCAGUGCUUUUUCACUGUUGCUUUGCUAAUGUUCACUCGCGAACAGCGCUCGUCCGUCGUCUUGUCUGCAACAUAAACGCAACAAAAUCGUAAAAUUUUUCGUACACAGCUUAUUUGAAAGAAAUAUUUGGCACUGUGGUGAAAGCAAUUGAGUUUAAUUGAGAUUUUGCUUGCGCUAUAGUAUCUUCUACGCAGUAUUAUAAAUUUAGAAAAUUUUAAACAAUUAGGAAAAGGAAAAAACUUUCGUACAAACAAAUAAAUAAAUUAAGAAACAUCUCGUUUUUUUUUAAUAAACAAUCAACAAUAAAUAAAAAUAUAUUCCUUCAGAACAAGUGGCGUACAAUAUAUGUACAGAAACAACAGCUACUUGGGGCAAAUUGAGUGGCCAGACUAAAUUUAGUAACAAUUGUGACGUUUAAGCAAAUAAAACGUGUUUAUUUACAUCUUGACAUCGCAGCACGCAGCGCACUUGGAUUUUUUAGUGUGACAAAACAGUGAAAGGGCAUUUUAUUUGAAUCGCGCAAAUAAAAAGAAAACAAAAACACCAACAACUUACGAUAUACAUACAUAUGCACAACUAUUGUCUAAUUGCUGCUUGAUCGUUGAGACAUCGCUGUGACCGCGUUAGUUUCAGCAAUUGAAUCUCUUCACUUAAAGCCACAUAAAUAAAAAUUUACGCUUUAAUAAAACGCAAUUGCUUGGCGUACACGCUCCUCAAUCAGCUGCUGCUUCACUUCCAAAGAGGAAGUCUACAGAAAAAUAUUCAAAACUGAAGUCGACAUCCGGUGCGCGUUUUACGACCACGUCAUCAGCUUCAACUUCAGCAUUGGCAUCAUCAUCCUCAUCCUUCCUAUCAUCGCUUCUCGCCCACAUUAUAGUUGAAUCGUUGCUGUUAUUCCUUUAAACUAUUUUGCUGCUGCUAUGGCAUCGUCAUCAGUGCUCGCUAACAAUCCAAUUUCGACACUAGCAUCACCGGUUGCUGUUAAUUCCUCGUCGUCGCCGUCGUCGACGACUACGACUACCUCACCUACUCCAAUUUCAACACGUAAACGCACCUACGAGACUGCAAUCUCAAUGCCCGCUGUGGCAACAAAAGCUAGAGGAGCAACAGCAGCUAUAGCAAAGGCAUCAAUUGCCAACAAAAUGAAUGUGAAUGGCAAUGAUAUUGCCCUUAGUGAUAUAUAUGUGGAUGGUGUUAGUACCGCCACUAAUAAUGCAAUAACAAACAAAGAUUAUACACGCACAGUUUCACAAUGCGAACCAGACGAGGAGGCCUCUGGUUCGUCAUCGGUAUAUUACGAUAGUCCAGUGAAAAGAGAGUAUGUGCCGACACCACAACCGCUGCCGUCGAUCAGCAGUGGCGCAUCAGAUCUUGCAACAAUUUGCAAGCCCGCACCUCUGUCCACAGAUGAAGAGGCCGUUGUGGAGCGUGAGAAAUGUGAUUACAACUAUAAAAUCACCUAUCAAAUGGCGCGUUCGGGCCAGACGAAACGACGCGUACGUGUCUACGCCGAUGGCAUUUAUGACCUCUUCCAUCAAGGUCACGCCAGACAGCUAAUGCAAGCAAAGAACAUUUUUCCGAAUGUUUACUUAAUUAUUGUACCGGAUGCACCUUGGACUCUAUCGGACGAAUUUAUUGAAUCGAAUAAAAUUGAUUUUGUUGCACACGAUGACAUUCCAUACCUUGGUAAUGGUGUGGAGGAUAUUUACGCACCACUGAAGGCUAAAGGCAUGUUUGUGGCCACUGAACGUACGGAAGGCGUUUCCACAUCGGAUAUUGUGGCACGCAUCGUCAAGGACUACGAUUUAUAUGUACGCAGGAAUUUGGCGCGUGGCUAUUCGGCCAAAGAUUUGAAUGUAUCAUUCCUUUCGGAGAAGAAGUUUAGAUUUCAAAAUAAAAUGGAUGAACUGAAGGUACGCGGUCGUCGCGAAUUGACCAAAGUGAAGGAUGAUAUCAUUACAAAAUGGGAGGAAGCAUCACGUGAUUUUAUCGAUGCUUUCCUUUUACUUUUUGGACGCGAACGUCUCAAUCAUUUGUGGAACGAAUCGAAGGGUAAAUUAAUACAAGCGCUUAGUCCACCUGGCAGUCCCAGUGGUUCAGUGAAUGGCGAUGACGAAGAUGUUGAUGAUGGUGAUUUCGAGGAGGAUACUGAUUUCGCAACUGUACGCAUACCGGCCAAUAUUGCGCGGAGUCGUGCACUUGAUAGUCCUACGGUACGCCGUAGCAGCGGCCGUGGAACAACUUCGAAUUUUGCCGCCAGGGCAGCCAGGUUAGUCGAACAAGAAGAAAAUGAUGGUGAUGAUGAUGAUGAGGAUGGCGGCGAAUAUGAGCAUAGAAGUGAUUAGAGCAAAUUAUAUAAUAUGAUACCCAAAUAUUUCGUAGGUAAUAUUAUUAUUAUUGUAACGCAAAUGUGCGAAAGGGAAGAGAAAAAUAAGAGUUAAAUUAAAACGAAACACAAUUAUUUGCAGACAUUUGUGUGUCUAUGAGAACUUUUCGUCAAUGAUGAAGCAUAAAUUUGUUAAAACACACGAAUUAUACAUACAAACAUAAAUCAGCUGAGUUGUGCUAGUGAAAGUAUCACAUUGACUAUGGGUUAUCCGAGUCGAUUCCGGAUCACAAAAAAAAAAAAACAAAAAUUGAAUUA
Molecule: messenger RNA, 2654 nt
Organism: Rhagoletis zephyria (snowberry fruit fly)
Lineage: Eukaryota; Metazoa; Arthropoda; Insecta; Diptera; Tephritidae
Gene: Pcyt1
Product: Phosphocholine cytidylyltransferase 1
Biological process (GO): CDP-choline pathway
Molecular function (GO): choline-phosphate cytidylyltransferase activity; phosphatidylcholine binding
Source: RefSeq, a predicted model, not a curated record